UCCUCUGCAAAAUCUAUGCCCGCUUGGCUGCAACGUGCCCUGUACGACAGGUCAUAUCAGGUGCAUGUUUACCAAGAACUAGCCGCUCGCGAAACUGCGAGGGAGAAUGCACGAACUAUUUCUCGAACUCGCAAUGGGAAGAAGAGUGGGCGUUCGUUCCUACGAGCAUCAUUUUCUAGCAGUAGACGCUCGGCGGUACCGGAUUCUCAUGCAGAUCAUUAUCGAGUUGAUAUAGGAACCAAGAAGGAGAACUUACCGGAGAAUAGAUACUAUGCGAUUGAGCCAUUCGAUAGGACACGGGUUGUUGUUGAUGGACUGGCCACAGAUUCACAGAGUGAACGUUAUUUGAACGCAAACUGGGUUAGGGAGCUGUAUGGCGGCCAUUGGUGGAUCGCAACCCAGGCGCCACUUCCGAAUACUGCACAUACCUUCCUGUCGAUGUUUCUCCAGCCAGAUACCCGACCACCAGAUCAUCUAGCUUCACCGAACUCUAUUGGUUCUACGCCAUGUAGACUACGCACCGCCGUGCAACUGACUUUGUCAAGCGAAGGGGGGAGAACGAAAGCGCAUCCUUAUUUUCCCUCAGAGGUCGGUGAAUCGUUCGUCAUACCUGCGCCGCCAGGCUGCACAGAUCCUGCCGUCAAGAUUUCACUUGAAGCAGAGAAAAAGGACGAGUAUGCGGGUUGCAUACAGAGUACUAUACGUCUCGCUCGCUGUUCACAACCAAUCGGAGAGGUAGACACACUACGCUAUACGAAAGUUGAAGAACUCGGUGAACCUGUGUUCUUUACACACCUCCUGUUUACGCAUUGGCCAGACUUUGGUGUACCUGAAGGUCCCCAGGAGAAAGCGUGGCUACUAGCCUUUGCAAGGCUCGUUGCCAGAGUAAAUAGGACUCCGCCUCCCUCCACCCCUCCUGAUGCUGUGGUUCAUCCUGAUCCUCCAAUCGUGGUGAACUGCUCUGCAGGCGUUGGCAGAACGGGUUCGUUCAUCGCGCUCAACUCUUUACUUCGCGCACAUGGGAUGCUUUUACCUGAGUACGACCAAUCUUGGUUCGACGGACUUCAGCCUCUCCCAUCAUCCCCACAAGGCCCCUUACCACAGACACUCGAACAAGACGAAGUCGCUGCGGAAAUCGAUUCGUUACGCGAACAGCGGCCCGCUAUGGUACAACGACCUGAGCAGCAAAUGCUCGUCUAUGAACUGCUUGCCGCUGCU
Molecule: messenger RNA, 1218 nt
Organism: Fomitiporia mediterranea MF3/22
Lineage: Eukaryota; Fungi; Basidiomycota; Agaricomycetes; Hymenochaetales; Hymenochaetaceae
Product: phosphatases II
Exons: 1
Biological process (GO): protein dephosphorylation
Molecular function (GO): protein tyrosine phosphatase activity
Source: RefSeq, a predicted model, not a curated record